AGCAUGUGUUGUCUGUUGCAGGCUAGAGACACUACAAUCUCAAUGCCAUACAGAGUCCAGAGAAUAGAGGACUUUGUGAAACAGUUGGAGUCGGGAGAUUUGAAGCUCCGAGUUAGGGUGCUUGAGUCGGAAAGAGCUGCACGAAAAGCCACCAUAAUGCAGAUGGCCACUAUAUAUACAGCUUUGAGUGGAACUUUGCUGAACGUUGGGGUCACAUUGGGUAGCCAAGGGAACCAAGUGAUUGCUAAUGGAUCUUUCAUUGGUGCUGGUGUCUUCUUGACAUUGCUUAUCAGAUCCAUGCAAAGAGUGAAAAAGCUCGACAAAUUCGAGACGAUGAUUUGAACCCAUCGUCAUGUUGUAGCUUUUAAAUUCGCAUUCUUAAUUAUACCAAGAUCACCUAGAUCUCUUGUAUAUGAUUACAGGUUAGUUAGUUAGUUUAUCAUCAAAUAUGUACACGGGGAAAUCCCAUCAAGAAUCACAAAGAAAAAUGUAAAAAUAGAUGGCCAUUUCUUAUCAAUUUAUAAAAUUGGUUUUAAGUA
Molecule: messenger RNA, 539 nt
Organism: Asparagus officinalis (garden asparagus)
Lineage: Eukaryota; Viridiplantae; Streptophyta; Magnoliopsida; Asparagales; Asparagaceae
Exons: 3
Coding region: 4-342 (112 amino acids)
Source: RefSeq, a predicted model, not a curated record